Symbiodinium necroappetens is the source of this 795-nucleotide messenger RNA. The record is from the annotation of a GenBank genome assembly. Lineage: Eukaryota; Dinophyceae; Suessiales; Symbiodiniaceae.
AUGAUGCCCGACAUUGCGCUCAAUCCUUCGUUGUUGGGGAGGGUGCGGCUGGAGAAGUCUGGGCAUGAACCACGAGCUGAUACAGCAGAUGCAUUCGUGGAUAAAGACAUGGAGACCCUCGCAGACAUGCUUGGAGACUCUGAAUUGGUAGAGCGCUUCCGUUCCUGGUCGAUGUCUUGGAAAAUGGUUCGGACGUUGAGGCUGUUGGCAGAGCAAGCUGGGAGAUGCAUUGACUAUGCCGCUUUGGGUCAUGGUUUUCCGCCUCAACAUCCAGUGGAUCGCCUUACGUACCGAGAGGGCAACCAUUCUUCCUUCGAGAAGUCUCUGCAACGCUCGAAUGAGUCCGCAGAAGCGGUGCGAAAGCUUUGCAAGACUCGCCCAAGCGAGGAUGCAAUUUGCUCCCAAUUUGUGCGAGAGAUUGGCUGUCGACCAGACAGUAUUGGACCCGUCUCGAUGGACGGUGUCCUAUUGGCGCUUGAGAACGAGCUGUUGCUCCCCCUGCGCUCUUUGAACGAAGGGCGGCAGUGGAUGUACCAGACACUGUCCAAGGCGCCACUUCCGACGGCAGAGAUCGAUCGGGUGGUGCAGGAGAUCACACAAAGUGUGCUCGAGAACAAGUACAAGUUCUGGCGCUACAACAACCCCGUGGGUCAACGCCAGCUGGAAGGUCUCUCUCAGAACCAGCUUGACAUCUGGCAGGAAGCGUCCUGCGGCUGGGUGAAGCUAGAGUCCGGCACCAUCAAAAUCCACGAGGAUGAGGACAACGAGCUGGGCUUGUUUUUGCCUUACCAGUAG